UUCAUGGGAAAAACAUUUCAAUUCACUAUUGGUCCGUGCCUCGUCCGUGCGGUUGUCCGUUUUGGUUCCUGGUGGCAUUUUCAUUGUGAUUAAUCAACCUUGUUGCUUGGUUCUAAGGGUGAACCCAUUGACCACUGACUGGGGUGAGUGUACGUGUGUACGAUUCGUCGGGGAAGUCGAUGUACGAAUAUCUAAUCAGGCCAGUGUCGCUGCCGGAUUUAUAGCAAGGUGCUCCGCUCCGUGUGGAACAAAGAAAGUGAGAAUCGAAUUUAGUUACGACACCCGCGAAGGAUUCGACUGAAGUGGUUACGUGUUUGUGAAGGAAAUUUUGGAAAAUCAGAAACCAACAAUUUCUCCGGGUAGAAGAAAGUUGAAGAGUGCUGGUGUGAAAGAACCCUACAAUUUAUACCACAAUCAAAGUGAGGGUUGAAGAUAAAAAAGUUUUUUUUUGUUUUAACCCCGCUGGGUGAUAUUUGCUGCUGCUGUCGGUGGUGAAAAACUAACGACCCCAGGAAAAGUUUCGAAUUAUUGUCACUCUGGGACGGUCGCAGGUGCACCGAAAGAGGAAAAGUUGAAAAUAAUAGCUACUGAUCGUUGGUGAUAAAUAUUUGAAUUGUGUGAAUCAGAAUAAGUAGCACGAAUUGUGAAUUGUGUUGGAAGAGGAUCCAAAAGGAAGAAGUGGAAACGAAAGGCGAAUUUUAUUUAAAUUACGUGCACAGGAAAAAAGAAGGCAACGAAAACAUCUUCCUCCGCAGAAAGAGAGCAUGUGAGCAAAAUUGAAAGAAUUAUAUGAGCUUGGGAAACGUGCAACACUCUUCGGAAUAGUGAUAUUUUGGUGAGAUACAUUUUGUUGUGGUAAAAAAUUGGCAAGAUUUUCAUCUGAAUUGGCUUUGCAGGUGGUGAUUUUUCGUCUGGCCUUUGUAGGAAACAGUUUAUUCAGACAGUGGUAUAUUGUACACAGUGUAGAAUUUAUCAAUCACGUGCAUAGACACCGAUGGUUUGAGUGCAUUUUUAUGCGCAGGCUACCGUUCACGGCAGAAUAUGUCACACAUCUGGCCAAUCAAGAUCAUGCGUUGAUUUUUCAAAGCACAAGUACUCAGUUGAGAUAAACAUUGCAGCACUAAAUGAAACAGACAAACCGUGCAAACCAGAUCGGUGUGAGAUAAGUGAGCGAACAAGCUAAAAAGUGAAAAAUUAUUUGCUUCGGUUUGUUUUUGUUGUGAGAGCGAUUCUCAAGAGUUAAUGCCACUCAGUGGGAAACUUGUGACAAAGUAAAUGUAAACGAAACAGGACAACUGAAACCAUCAGCAGAUAAGCUCAGCAAGCACUCAACCCCGCUUGAAUUAAGGAAGGACAGGGAUCAAUUAACGGGCAAUUGGAUUCGCACCCGGCGAUAAAUGCUAAUCGUCGUUCGAAAGAUUUGAUUUCCAACUGUGUGCAAAAAGAUGUCCUAAUAUGGGUUACACGUGCGAACAACCGCAUCAUCGCACGUCACCUUCAGAGCAAAGUUGGAUCGAACCAUUAACCUGCAGUCAAUUGUCGGCGCCAGUGACACUAAAAGCAACUGGCUCUGCCACUUUCCCCAUCACCAGCAGCAACAGAAAAUACCAAAAGCAGCACCGGAAAGCCUGCAGCCAAAGCAAACCAGCCCUGCCGGGACCUCACGUCGCCAGAACCCGGCUGACAUCGGAAACCGCUUGUUUCGGAACCAGUUUCCAUUAUCCAUUCAACCUUUUCCAUCCGUUUCACUCAUACUCACUCCAGUAUUCGACGAUCAUUUUAGAUAAACUCUCGCAAUUUAUCACAAAACAUGUAGCCGCGAGAAGUAGCUCCAUCAGUAAUACCACAACAUCAUACGUCCCUAAAGCGAGCCUUUCCGACCAGCCUCCAGUAUCACCACCGCUAGCUGCUGCACCUGUACAUCUGCAUUCCCACGAUACCGGAUGCAGGUCAUUUCCAACCGAGUCUGCCUUAGCUAGCGCACCGGAAUACCAACAACAUUCGUCAUCCCGGGCCUCCGUCAGUACCAGCACGGGACCGGGAGGCACCACUUUGUCAUCGUCAUCGUCGUUAUCACCGCUGCCACCGCCGUCGUUGUCUUUUGAUCCAUCGAGCGCACCAGUUGCAUGCAUUGGCAGUACAGCAACCACAACUGGUUGCACUAAGCUGACACCCUCUUCGUCAUCGUCGUCGCUGUUGGAAUUAGCAUCAUCAUUAUUACCACCACCACCAUCCCUCUCCUUACCGACAUCUACUUCGUUUCGUCACGAUUUUAGCCAUCAGCUGCCUUCAACGGCUCCUCCUGUAUCACACCCGACAUCAUCGACAGCGAUUUUGACCUCUGCAACUACGACUGCGACUACGACUGCGGCUGCGACAGCGACAACGACGACGGCGACGGCGGCGGCUAAAGCUAGUAGUAGCCAUUAUCUUGUAAGACACUCACUCUGUUUGUACGCCGCGUCUAGCGUUAUAUUAGCAUUAUGUUAUCUAACAAUACCAACAGUUGCCUCAGAAGCACCACACACUAUGCGAGGAAAGACACGAUUCGCCGAAGGAAAGUCAGACAAAGAAAUUUUAGAUCAUCUAUUAAAAGGCUCGCGAUAUGACAAAAGGUUGCUGCCACCAGUUGAUGAUGCGGAUUUCUGCUGCGGUAUGCAAACGCCGGAAAUGGCAAAACAUAUGCCCGAUAUGCGCGUACCAGGACGUCCCCAGAAUCGCGGCUCCCUGACUGUAAAUAUUAGUGUACUACUAUUAAGCUUAGCAUCGCCAGAUGAAUCUAGUCUAAAAUACGAAGUGGAAUUUUUACUCCAACAGCAGUGGUAUGAUCCUCGGUUGCGAUAUGCCAACCACUCGCAGUAUGAAUUUUUGAACGCAAUCCAUCACCACGAGGAUAUCUGGCUGCCGGAUACGUACUUCAUCAUGCACGGGGACUUCAAGGAUCCGAUCAUACCGAUGCACUUUGCGCUACGGAUAUACCGCAACGGUACUAUCAACUAUCUUAUGAGGAGGCACUUAAUACUUUCGUGUCAAGGUAGACUGAACAUUUUUCCAUUCGAUGAUCCGCUGUGUUCAUUCGCGUUAGAAAGUAUAUCGUACGAACAGUCAGCAAUACGGUAUGUUUGGAAAAACGACGAGGACACUCUCCGGAAGAGUCCUUCUCUAACUACGCUAAAUGCGUACUUGAUCCAGAAUCAAACAAUAACCUGCCCCAUCAAAGCCAGCUGGCGAGCCGAAGGACAAACAUUGUCAGAGGAAGACGAAGAGUUUCUCUGUAAUUUAUGUCAGAGGCGGUUUGAGGAGCAAGGAAAUUACAGUUGUCUGAAAGUGGAUUUAAUAUUUACAAGAGAUCGAGCGUUCUAUUUCACAACCGUAUUCAUUCCCGGCAUCAUUCUGGUGACGUCAUCCUUUAUCACCUUUUGGCUGGAGUGGAACGCGGUGCCGGCCAGAUCAAUGAUAGGUAAUUACAGUUGCCUGAAAGUAGACCUAAUGUUCACGCGUGACCGUGCGUUUUACUUUACCACCGUAUUCAUACCGGGCAUCAUUCUGGUGACCUCGUCCUUCAUUACCUUCUGGCUGGAGUGGAACGCCGUCCCGGCUCGGGUCAUGAUAGGCGUCACGACAAUGCUGAAUUUCUUCACAACCUCCAACGGUUUCCGCAGCACACUUCCGGUAGUGUCGAACCUGACGGCGAUGAACGUGUGGGACGGUGUGUGUAUGUGCUUCAUCUACGCCUCGCUGCUGGAGUUUGUCUGUGUCAACUAUGUUGGCCGGAAGCGACCGCUGCACAAUGUUGUAUAUAGGCCCGGAGAGAAUCCAGUCACUCAGCGUCUUCCAGCUGUCCUAAACAGGAUCGGAAUAAUUCUCGCAAGUCCCCUGACAUCAAGAUUAUACUCGGAAACAAUCGAGACCGAGUUCCGCACGGCCAUCGCAGCAGAGAAGUCAGCAACAGCCGUUUCAGUCGCUCAGCCAAUGACUGGUUCUACAACUACGUCGUCCCCUGCUAGCGGCGAUGGUCCAAAAGUAGCAUCCCGCCCGGCAAGUGUUUUAAUUGAGGAAGGUGCCACCCUGGAUGAUCGGACCAAAACAGCUACACAACGUGUUCAGCGCCAACCGACCGUUCAAACUGAAAUCAACGAGGCUGGAGUGAUGGAAACGAGCUUUGGUGUCAAGAAACGAGAAUCCAGCGGACCGAACGAGAUUGUCGCCUGCACGAGCUGCGCGGGCGGUACCAGUCCAUGUACACACUCGGCAAAUAACGGCUGUGCCACUGAGACAUGUUUUGUUCAGAUGCGAAAAAAAGAACCACCCCAUCCGAUACGGGUGGCGAAGACGAUCGACGUUAUCGCCCGGAUCACCUUCCCGUCGGCGUACGCAGUGUUUCUCAUAUUCUUCUUCAUACACUACAAAGGAUUCUCCUAGAAUACGAUCAACAAGCAUCUGCUUCACAAGAUUUAUACCAAUAAUCUGCUGUAGCGAAGGAGUGAUACCGAUACAGAUGCUUCGAAUAUACACGUCACACCGAAGAUGCGAUCUAUCUAUCGAUCACAUUUCAACGCUAGCAAAUAGUAGAAGCCAUAACCAACACAAUACAUAACCAACAGGAAGACACCGCAUCACUACCAGGACAGCGAAGUUUUGAUACAAACCAUACCUAGCAAGAACAGAUUUUGGUUUUUAUCCGAAACUAGUAAAACACACCAACAAAUGUAAAAAGGUUUUUAGGCUUGCAGUGCAAAUAAUUAAUAGGCAACCAUCGAUCAACAGGUACAACCUUUGAUUUCUUACCAAUAGUAGAUGAUUAUGGUAAAACGUAAAACAACAAAAACAAAUACUGCCUUUUGAUAAAACAAGAAUAACAUCAGAAAUAAAUCAAAAAAAAUAAAACUGAACAUUAUGAAUGCUGUAAUGACAAACAAAUACAUAGAAACAAAAUGGUGAAAUAACUGUAUAUACAAGAUUUUUCCAUAACUAGUCAAAUUCAGUAUACAGACACGAAAAAAAAUCAGUAGUCAACCACGUUCAAGCGACAGAAAUCAGUUAGUUAUAAUUUGUUAUCCAAACAGAUCUUCUUGCCAUUGCCAUUGCCAAUACAAAUAGAAGUGUAUUUUACCUGGUAGAGUAUGUUUGAGAAUUAUCUCAAUUAAGCCAGUGCUAGCAAAUCGCUCGUGCAUAAAUCCCACAAUGGUUUUCGAAUUACAAUGAAGGAAUACUCAAAUGAGGAAUGAACAAACCAAACACGCCAAGCCAAUGACAAGAAAUUUUGCAAUCAAAUAGAAAUUUAGUAAGAAUUGACAGAAAUCAUAGCAAUAUUAUUUAAGUAAAAGUCUAAAUAAUUAUAUGAAUAUUUAUACGACGGAAAACGAUUCAAUGAUACAGCUUAGGCAAGAGAAGAAUAAUCUAGUCAGAUAAGCACACACAAACAAAUUAAACUUUUUUUAAGUAAAACAAACUGUUUGAACCACAUUGUAUUUUAUACCCGUUUUCUACGAAGUCUAAGUGUAAAAUUGAAGAUGAUUUCGAUCCAACGGAUGAAGAUAAUGUAGACACACGGUAUUAAGUGUGAGAGCACAGAAGAUUUCUAACUAUUCGCUAGAACCAAAAAAAAACAAACCAAAUAUUCUAAUCGAUUGAAUCGGAAGGCUUAUUUUCAGUAGUGCCGACAAGAAUGGAAUAAACCAAAGAAAAAGCGUAGAGAAGCUGACCGGAACGUAUGCUGCUACUACUACACUGGAAACGUACCCACUUAGUCUAACAAUCAGCGCAGCUUUUGUACAGCUAGAAUACAUGAAAACAACACAAAUUUCACAGCAAAUCUCAGGAUGAUUUCUCUUCUUUAGAAGAUUGGUGAUCUUAACUUGUCAAAUUGGUAGCCGGUGAUGACGCCAGUUGAGAAUAUACAUAAUUGCUUCGGAAACAAAUUGAUUACAGCGGCAUUAAAUCUAAGUUUUAUCCGAAGUUUAUACUGAAAUCUCAUCGAAAUUAUGCUAAUCAACGAUUUUGGGGUAUUUCUUAUUUAUCAGUUCAUAAAUAACAAAAAAUUGAGAUUGAAAUAAUGUUUUUAUUAUUUUUAUAAGAAAUUGAAAUGCAAUUUCAACAGUUUCGGAAAGACCCUUACAUCGACGGAAAGACGGCAUCAAGAUUUCGCUACUUUCUUUCCUCGAAUAAUUGUUUGAACCAAUAGGUAGUGAAAAAAGUUUUUGAAGUAAUAGCUUUGUUGCACUUGGGCUGCACGGCCAGUACACAGUGGGAAAAAUAGGUAUCAUAAAAGCUACUUUCCUCAAUAGCGUGAUAGACGCUAAGUACGAUUAUCGAGAACCCCUGGCUGCUACUCCGUUAUCGAUCUGGACUAACUGAAGUUGCACAUGGAAUCAGUAGAUAAUUAUGCUUGGGAUUAACGAAACAUCUUUCAAUGUGUAACUCCUGGUCAUCCUAAAGUGUUUAUUGAUCAAUACCGGCGCCGGCCAGGCCCGAACAUAGAUCGUGGAAGGAAAGGGAAGGAAUGUUAGUCCGAUACUUGCUUUUGCUAGAGGGCGUAUAUACUACUGCGCACUCAACAAGUAUCAUGGGAGGAGGAUAUUUGUUAGUAAGUAUAGCUUUAUGGUGGCCAUAACGAUAGAAAAGAACUAUGCUCGAAUAUUCUUCAACUCCUUCUUCGAAUUUCGAUCAACUGCUAAUUGGAUUUGGGCAUAACAUUGCUGGAAUAAAUGCUGUGUUCGAGGUUGGCCCGGAAAUCUCGAUUGACCGCAGAUGGAGAACGUUCGGACGAUUCAUCUUCUUCGACACCACAGCGAUAUUCAAGCGGUCCAUUUCUUCCAACGACCGUUUGGCGUAGUGGGCCGAUACCAGAUCCUGUUAGAACACCACAUUCUCUUCCGCUUGGUCGUGCCUUAUAAAGUCGGCCAGUUCUGCCGGGCCAUUGGUAGUGCAAAUCACCGCACACAAUAUCCCAGAGAACAAAAAAAACAGUGGCUUCGACAUCCCUUUCUCAUUGAAGGUUAGUCACAGAAAAAUUAACUUCAGGCACGGUCUGUUUGGCGAAACACCUUUAUGCAAAAAAUCAGCAUCAGGAUAUGCAAGAAUGGACUAUCCGCUUUCAUUUGCAGCCAAUUUCAAAAUAAUCCGUCGGAGGGUCUGGAACAACUUUUCUUUGAAGUUUUUAUCGUGAAAGCACAAGCUUUAUAUUAUAACUAGUUCACAUAUCUGCCCCUGGAUGGUGCUUUAAACAUUCUAACAACAAGUGAAAAUCUGAUAGAUAACUUAAUUGUCUACUAACUAGAAAUCGAUCUGAAAUCAUCCGGAUUUUUUUUAGGAUUUUGACGAAGUUAUAUCUAAGUUAGUUUACAGGUCUAGUGGAUUGUAAAUCAACACACUUAUUUUAUUUGCCAAAUAGUUGUGAUUAGUUGAACAGUGCAUUCAGAGAAAUUUGAGUGCUUCAAAAGUCUCACCUUUUAGCUGAAAAGUAUAAUUCCAAAUUCCACCUGAUAUAGGGGCACCAUUGAUGUCUUUGAAAUAAGGAGAUAGGUAAACAUGGACCAAACUUGUACUAUUUUAAUAAUAUUUUCCAAGAUGCUUUCUGCUUUUAGUUCAAGGUGGCAAACUUUCCCAAUAAAUUCUAGGGAGCUUCCUUUUAUCGAAGGGUACUGCUUAGCUGCGGGAGUUUACUUACAUUCAUGUAAGAUCUGAUAGUCGCUUCACGAUUUGAUUGUUUUUGCUUUGGUAAGAUUUAGUUCUUGGAAGGAACACAAGUCGCAUUAUUUAGGUUAUUGUCGUUUAAGCCAACUAUUAUAACAACAGUACACGAAAUCUAUUUUCUUUUAUUUUUGGAAACAGUCCAAAAAAAUCCUCACUAAAUAGACUUUUCUUACUGAACGAAGAUGGUCCAGUGGGAAGUUUUCUUUAUCAUUUGCUGUUGUCCAGGAUGGACGAGUAACGAUUUCGGAAUCAUUUCUCAAAGUGAAUUAUAACAGGUGAUUGUGACGUCUUUAUCCUAGAUCAUGAGAAAUGCAUCCCUUUUGAAAACAAAAUAUGAUUUGAGUACAAGAAAAAGCUUGCAGCUAUACUUUCGGAUGCAUGAAAAUCUUCAAAUAUACCCCAAAAAAUCUAGAACCCAAAACUCAAAGAUUUUUAUUCACUGUCACUUAUAUUACGCCAAUUUUGAAAAGAUAAUCAGGAUUCUUAACCAAGCGUUGCAAUGAAAUCUAUCAAAUGUUGCAAUGCUGAUGAAAGUUUCAUCGAGUUUGUUCAAAUAGACGAUUGAAGUUCACCACAGUAACUGAUAGAGAUUCUGAAAUUAUAAUUUUCGGCAUAAAGAUGACACUUCUCAAACCCUCAAAUUCCUCUGAAUGCACUGUUUAACUAAACACAGCUAUUGGCAGUGGUCAACUCUGUCAAAUGCUGAUUGAGAACCAGCGUCCAUACUUCGUAAGCAGAAUGAAACAAACUGAGCGAGAUUCGUGGAAGUUGAUCGUUUUGGGAUGAAUCCUUGUUGAUCAGGAGAAACCAGAGAAAACAAAAAACCCAUAAUACCCCAUGGUCAUGGUCCAAAUUCACACCCACUGCAAGGUGUUUUGAUGGUAUUUUAAAUGGGAUCAACCCAUGAAAACACCUUGACCACGGUCCGGUAGAUCCCAUGCACAAACUAUAAUUUGGUGUUCUUAUGGGUUAUCGGGACCAUGUUAUUGCGUUUUGGAGGUUGUGAAACUUGGCACGGACCAUAUCUGUGGCCUUUUCAAGGGGUUGUAUGGUGUCUGAACCCACGACAAAUGGCUCGGGCAUGUAGCUUUGACAGAAUGCAGAGAGCACAUCGUUCGUUAUGAUCGCAAAUACUUUGGAGCAGGCAUACAACGAUAUAAUUCCCUUGAAAUUUUCAACAUUUCGCCAUUCUCUUUUUGACGUAGGACUACGUCUUUGUUUUCGAUAUGGGGGUGCACUCUGCAAAUUCUACAAAAAUGGUAUGUAACGAAAAGUGGUCCAAUUUUAAACGCAUAUAAUUCAGCCAUCUCACGAUAAAUUUUCAAAUUUUUUGCGCAAAUCGCCCCGAAAUACUUCUAAGAAUAGAUUCCAAUAAAUAAACCCAAAGAUUUUUGAUAUCAUAGCAUUAAAAAAUUAAAUAAUAUACAACCUUGUCAAAAUAUCACGCAUUAACACACAGAAGAUAGCGCUUCCCAAGCCCUGUACGACAAAUUGGUGUACCUACCGCGCUACGCUUCUAUGAAUGACGUCAUCAUCGACUAUUUCUCGACAAACAUAUGAUUACGGCCAAAAAGUCAACUGUCAAAAUCCACUUUGAAUGGAAAUUCCGAACAAACCGUUACACGCCAAUUACAGAUGUUUGUAGUAAAUGAAAGAGAAAAGUUUUCUCUUUCAUAAACUGUUGUGAACUGUGUUCGACUAGUAACGGUUUGUCUGGAAUUUGCAUUCAAAUUGGAUUUUGACAGUUGGCUUUUAGGCCGUAAUCAUAUGUUUGUCGAGAUUUAAAAAACGGACUUGGCCAGACACGCUCAGUUCCCUAUUGAACGGCUGGCGAAGCAGAUCACUGCGCUGUGUUUUUUACAGCCAGUGUAGCUGAGUUAGAAGUCCGUUACACUGGCUGUGGAGGGACGCUACCCUGUGUCGUCCAACAGGCGACCGCUCCAACUGCUUCCUAAAUGCCGCUGUAAUGUUGCCAGUAAAUUUUUGGUUUAACUAGCACAUGUAUUUGCUAUUUGCGCUUGAGAUUAAGUAAUGUAGUGGUAGUAAUAAGCUUCCCAUUUUGGAUUAAACGCAAGGACAGUUGUUAAAACAGGAUUUGAUUAAUUAGUUUAGCUCAUCUAAGCAUUUUUAUCAAUUCUGUAAUUUAAGAGGAAUUUUACGGAACUUGGUGAAUUUGGCCCCACUUGCAACUGGUAUAAUCAACCUGCACAAAGUGUUGCAUAACGCAGGGCUGUUUUUUGGAACAAAAUGUGUUAUCAUUCAACCCGAUAUUAUGACAGAUGGGCUAAGCGCGGCCGUUCCUUUCAAUCGGGAAAGGCCGCGUGGAAUUUUGGUGAAAUGCGCUAAUAGUGUCGUGGUGGUACUAGUUGUCUCUUUCGCUCUACCCAUCAUCAUCAUCAGCGUUGACUCAUUUUGCAUUGUGCGCUUGGCUUCAAUGUUUGGGGCGAAUGCGUUGGUAGGGAGGGGAACUGGCGGUAAAAUGAACACGUUAAGCAAAGUCAUUAUUUUCUAACUAAUAAGUGAAUGAGAUAUUACAAUCACCUUAUAUGGUUCUUGUUAGACAUGUUUUGUACAUAUCUGGUAAAAAUAAUUCGUCAUAAACACAUUUUUUCAAACAUGAUUCUUGAUUUCUAAACAUGUCCAAAAAUAAGACAUGUUUAUAGCGAGUGGGUAAAAUGAACAUGUGGCGGUGGUAAAAUAAACAGCUUCUGAUGACCCGCAAAAUGUCCUGUAUGCAUGCAAUGCGCAGCGUUGGAAAGCAUUUUCCGAUCAAUGCAAUUAUCCCUACAAAUCAUGAGCUUUGCAUACAUACAGGGCAUUUGGCAGGCAAAAAAAAUUGUCACGGAAGAAUUGAAUUUUCAUGACGUAAUAUUAACCAUUUUUCAAUCCUGUGGCAUCGAAACACAUCUACAAACUUGGGGUUAUCCAUGGGUGUUUGAACUUUUAGGAUCUGUUUGAGAGCAACUAGAAAGCUUGUUCUAUACAUGAGAUGUGAUUAUAUUGUCUAAAAUUUGAUUUUUCUUCACCGGUCCGGGUGUUUUUUCCCACAAACUAAGUACUAAGAAAAUAAAUAUUUUACAUUAAGUAGCAUAGUCCUACGUCUACAGUUCGUGCAACCCCAUAGGGCUGCCCCUUGUAGUUUUUUAACACAGAACACAUAAUUAACUCUUUUCAGCUGGAAAAUAAUACCACUGCAUAAAGGACCUGUUGAAUAGAGAUUUCUACAGUAAAAUUAAUGCAUCCACGCAUUUCACAUGAAAGUAAGCCGUCAAGAUCAGGAGUGACCAAAUAUUUUAGCUUGCUGAUUGCAGCCACAACCCGCCGAUGUAUAACCGUGAAUCUUCCCAAAGGACAGAUAUUUAAUGGAAUUUCUCUAAAAACGUGCGCAACUUGAUCAACAAAUGAAAUAGUUUCAUUGAAUGCGCUUUUAAAAUGAGUGGCGAAUAGGUCACACUUCUCCGGAGCCAGAUUAGCAGUCUGUUCCCUCAAAAACAUAUCAGUAGGUAAUCCGUUCUCCUUCUGCUUGAAGUUUAAGAGUUUCCAAAGCUGUCGGGGAUUAUUGCGCAAGUUUGCUUGUGGUUGAAUGGUGUAGCGUUUGUACAACAAAAGGUUAUCGAUAAUUAUUAUUCGCAGGCGCAAAAAGAUAUUUGGCGAAACGACAGCGUGUACGGCAAUACAAACGAAGUGCCUUAGAUCUGAGUCGUUAAGGAUGUCGUAGAUAUGCAUUAUUCCACGGCGGCCAGCCAAGCGGGAAUUAAUGACGAUAGUGAAAUAUUCAACGGCACAGUCAAUAUUUUCAGCAUGCUCAAGUGCCAUUGUCAAUCUACUUGGUGAAAUUCAAAACCAAGAUCAUUUGUGAUAUCCUCAAAAAUAACAGGUUUCGGCAGACAAAUAAUAACAGAUGAUUCGCAUCAAUCAAAGAAAUAAAUUCAGCAGGUUCGUGGAUCUGACAGUCGGCUAGUACUGUCUCAAUCAAUAAGACAGUCCAGUCCAGGAUAAAACCGUACGACUGGUCACGAAACUGCGAUCGUUUCUAUAAACAGCAUAUGUAUCGUCAGAAAGCUUACCUUACCGUUCAGGCUAGAGCCUUGUUGUAUCUUGAUGUAUGCAGAAGCCGUCUCAACUCCACUCGGUCCAUUGCUGCUUGUCGCCAGCCUCGCAGUCUUCGAAAGGACCGCAGGUUGUCCUCUAUCUGGUCGAUCCACCGUGCUCCCUGUGCGCCCCGUGUUCUUGUUCUUGUAGGGUCGCCCUCAAAAACCAUCUUCACUGGGUCGUCGUCCGACAUUCUUACGACGUAUCCAGCCCACCGCAAACAUCCUAUUUUUGCGGUAUGCGGGAUGGAUGGCUCUUCCAGCAGCUGAUGCAACUCAUGGUUCAUUCGCCUGCGCCAUGUUCCGUUUUCCAUCUGCACGCCAGCAUAGAUGGUACGCAACACCUUUCGUUCGAAUGCUCCAAGGGCGCGUUUUUCCUCCACGAGCAUAGUCCAGGUCUCGUGACCGUAGAGAAGCACCGGUCUAAUCGGCGUCUUGUAGAUAAUCAACUUCGAGCGGCGUCGAAUUUUAUUCGACCGGAGCGUCCUACGGAGUCCAAAGUAGGCACGAUUUCCCGCCAAGAUCCGCCCCUGAGUUUAUCUGCUAAUAUCAUUGUUGGCGGUUACCAGUGAGCCCAAAUACACAAAUUCGUCGACCAUUUCGAUUUCGUCACCGUCAACUCGAACUCGGGAUGGGAGGUCCACAUUGUCGUCUCUAGAACCUCUUCCUCUCAUGUAUUUUGUCUUCGAAAUGUUGAUGGCAAGUCCAAUCCUACUGUCUUCAGCCUUCAGUCUGAUGUACGUUUCCGACAUCGCCUCAAAGUUCCGUGCCAUUAUGUCAAUGUCGUCAGCGAAGCCAAAAAGCUGGACGGACUUCCUGCAGAUCGUGCCACUCGUGUCUAUAACCGCUCUCCUUUUUACACCUUCUAACGCAACGUUGAACAGCAGAUACGAUAAACCAUCACCUUGUCGUAACCCUCUUCGAGAUUCAAAGGGACUCGAGAGUGCCCCUGAUACUCGAACAACGCACAUCACCCGAUCCAUCGUCGCUUUGACUAAUCGUGUUAGCUUAUCUCGAUCGAUUGGGUCAUAUGCCGAUUUGAAAUCGAUGAACAAAUGAUGUGUGGGCACGUUGCAUUCGCAGCACGUCUACAGAACCUGCCGAAUCGCGAAUAUUUGGUCCGUAGGAGCGCGCGAACCCACGAAUCCCGCUUAGUAGUGCCCCACGAACUCCCUUGCAAAUGGUGACAAUCGACGGCAAUGAAUUUGGGAGAAGACCUUAUAGGCAGCGAUAAGUGGUAUGUUCUCGCGGUAGUUGCAGCAAUCCAACUUGUCAUUCUUUUUUGUAGAUAGGGCAAACGACACCCUCCAUCAACUCCUCCGGUAGAGUCUCCUCCUCCCAAAAAGCCAAAAAGCUGCCGAGAAUGAAUCCUAUCAUCUAAUCAUGCCUUGGUGAGAACAAUUAUUUCGUAAUGGAAAGAAGAGAUUGCUUGGAAAACUUCAUCUAUUUUUAUGCGUAGGCCUCGAACGUUCUGGCAAUAAAUCGUCAUUUGACCAUUCAAAUCUUGAGUUCAAGAGUCAAUUCCUCAAAUUCCUCCACUUCAUUUUAAAGAUGAUCGUCUGUUAACCCGUACGCCUAGAUGUUAUCAUUAUUUGAGAGACAAGCCGUACCAUUAGAAGCUACAGCAGGACAUAUGCUGCUGCUUAUGCUUCCUGACUGGAUAGAUUCGAAGCGAUCAAAAUUUCUCAUUUUGACAUUAAAGAUUCACAGCUUCCGUAGAGUCGUGUUCAUCAGCUGAUUGUAAGUGAAAUUUACAUAACCAUUUUUCGAGGCUUUAAAUCCCCUUAAUGUGGUUUUUGCUUCAGGUGAAACUGAGUCAGGUUCCACACUAACCCCAAUUGAUGUCAAAUUGUCAAAUUGUAUGACCUGAGGCCCAACCAAAGCACUACAUAUUCGUCGGUGAGACUGCUUACCACACUUUCAAAUUUAUUCUAUGGCGUCAUGCAUUAUAAUAGGGAACAUGACAAUUCUCCACGAUAUAUUUAAGAAACUGUUGGCUUGAUUUUUUUCUUUUCAUUGUCAUAUUUCCACGCAACUUCACUAUUUUAAGAAACUCAAAUACAUUUGAAGCGAGAAAUUAAAUAAUGUAUCUACAGCCAUUUCAGUAAAGCUAAAAUAUCCAUUAUCUUGGAGUUUCACCCCACAUGAAGCUGUAAAAAUAUCUCUCAGUAAUAAAUUCGUAAAAACAUUCUUGGACCACCGCGACGCUAGCUUCGGCCCGAAGUAUUGAAUGAAAAUCGUUCAAGCAAAGUCCACAUAGUUUUAAGCAUUUUCUUAGUCAUUUUUGCAUCUUCUCACGACGCCGAAUUUCGUACAACAACGAUGAAAUACGACCUUACAAAAAAUUUAACUUAACGUUUCUGGUAGCAAAAUUUAGCUCAGCAAUUUUAUGCAAAAUCAACCAAACUCCACUAUGACAAGAUUAAGACAUCAAAUCUUAUACCACAUACUUUUACAAUUUAAACAAUCUAAAUCCACCAAAGAGUCUCUGUUAGCAAAUAAAUCGAUACUAUUUUAUGGAACUCUUACCAAAUAAAUAAUGUUAGCUUAAAAUGUCCCAACCCAAGCAGAAACAAUUAGUUUCAAGAGAUUCCGCAUCGGACCAAUUUUCAACGAGAGACGAACAAUGAACAAUUGCUGUGAAGUAAAAAGUUUCCUUAAUCAAUUUAUAAAAAAAAAUCAAUUUUUUUCAUACUUCAAUCGCUUAAAAGUAAAUGUACCUAGAAAUUUUUCCUAAACUUUUCAAAUCCCAACUUCACAGAGUCGCUUCAUUUUUUCUUUGAGUUUAAACUCUCAAGCUCAUAAGACUGUAUUUUUUAGGUUCAAUGUAAAGAAGUUGGGUGCAAUAAACGUGCAAUAAUGUGACUGGAAUGCAAUUGUAACUACAUUACACUUGUCUUUCGAAAUUAGUUUCUUUGCUUUUUACAACCAAUGAAAUUUUCCGAGAUAAGAUAAAAUACCGUGCAAUUACAAAAAAAAAACAAUUUCUCGAAAAUAAACUAUGCUGAGAAAGACAGAAAAAUAAUUCACCAAAUAAACUGCCUAUGCAAAUUCAUUAGGUUCACUCAGAUAAGGAUUCCAAAUGUUUACCAGCUCAGUUCAAGAGAUUACCAUUAGUUUAUUCCUAAACCGCCAUAGACAAAAGAAUAAAACGAAAAAAGUUACCACGACCGCAAGAAAAAGUAGGCUGAGGAAUGGUUAAAGGAUUUAAAAUUGUGAUUCAUGUGCCCAUAGGAAUUACUAUAUUUAUACAUCAGUGAUAGGCAUACCGCAAACUACUGCUAUUACGACUACAACUACUACUUUUACAACUGCUAUCACUACUACUGCAACUGUUAUUAACAUAAAACAAAAAAAAACAAACCAAAAUAACGUGCUACUCAAGUGCUUAGUUUCGUCAUAUUACAUAUCAAGUGGGAAUGAAGGUUUAGGACGCGCAUAUAUUUGAUAGAGUAGUCACAAGGUUAUCGUCACUAUAGAAAUACUAGUUAGGGUGUUAUUAUCAUACUUUGUCAGACUUCAUUUCGCAAACAGAUUUUGUUAAGUUUGACUUAUGUGUUUUUAUUAUUAUUGAAAUUUUAUAAAAAAAAAUCAUAGCCUUCCGGCUGUUAAUAAGUUUAUAAGUUGGCGAACAAGCAAAUCGAACAAUAUUCUAAAAUGUUAAAUGUUAUUCUAAAACAAUUUACAAUGUUCAUGUUUGAUAUUUUACAAUUCUAAUACCGAUUUGAAAAAGACAAACUAGUUUUAAUUUCUUAUUCUAAACAAUUUAAAUCGAAUAAUUCCAACCGAUGUAGAGCUAGCUGAAAGCAUAUUUAUUUGGUUUCUAGCUUAGUGCAUAAGUUUAGGAUUUGUUUAAUUCUUUGAAAAGAAAACUGCUGCUAGUCAACGGUUCAAAUUUUGUUUGAGCCUCAUAAUAAAUUCAAACCCGUAUUUUUUGUUCUAAAACUCCAAACCAUAAAAAUCGCAUCCUGUCAAAUAAUUGAUUACAAUGUGUAAAUUGAAACAGAAUAAUUAAUAAAUAGUUAAAAUGAUACAGCUCAGCUAAGAUUGUGAUUUAGUAAACAAGUGAAAUAAAGAAACAAAAACACACUACACCGUAAAAUAAGCUUACAAAGUAAUGGAAAAUAACCGUUUGUAAAGUUUGCUAUACCACACACGUACACAAACAACAUCCGUUACCGCGACAUGAAAUCAUUAGCAGGCAAUUUGAAGGAAAACAAUGUUACCAGAACAUCACCAAAACAUAAACACAAACACACUUGUAAAAUAGUCAAACCCCUUUUUUAUAUCAACAGAAUUGAGAGCAAGCAAAAAAAAAAUAAACACAUACAAACACACUGUAUUUAAGCCUCUACUCGUGUAUUUGCUAUAAACUUUAAGGUACGAAACCAAACCAGCAUGUCACUUAUCCGGAAAUAAGUGACACUAAAAGAAGAAUCAUGUUCGAACAAUAUGGGUAAUAAGUAAGAGACAGGAGCGAAUGAGUCGUUUCACUACGAGCUAUACAUACUUGUAGGAAAGUCAACAGACACUUCUUUAGGCCACAAAGACGCAAGCACAAGCAAGCUCGCAAGCAAGCAUUAGGAGGAAAAGCUAUUACAUACUUUACAAUUAAAUUAAAAGUGAGCGAAAGGAAAACCAAGCACACUAACCCACGAAUUAUUAAUAAUUAUCUACUCUGUUAUGCAAUGUAAAGGAAUAGCGAAGUCAUACAACAAACUCGUUACUUUUAUUAUUCUUUCGAAGUGGACACAGCAAGCCAAAAGCUUGCGAAACUUUAAUACAUAUACCUAAGCAGCCAUGGAAGUACAUUUCUUCGUCCAUUUAUCGUUACAGGCGGAAAGAGAAUUAUAAACUGUUUUGGAUAGUUCUGAGAACGGGCAGGAAGUAUAAGAAGAUGUUGUCGCGAAUAAAUAUUUAUUAUUUUUUCUAAUAAACAAUUUUCGAAUCAAGAGAAA
Messenger RNA from Topomyia yanbarensis, 16744 nucleotides. It is a transcript of the gene pHCl-1, whose product is annotated as glycine receptor subunit alpha-2. The record is from RefSeq and is a predicted model, not a curated record. Gene Ontology annotation, biological process: nervous system process; chemical synaptic transmission; signal transduction. Bases 1456 to 4422 code for a protein of 988 amino acids. Gene Ontology annotation, molecular function: neurotransmitter receptor activity; chloride channel activity; transmembrane signaling receptor activity. Gene Ontology annotation, cellular component: neuron projection; synapse; membrane. The transcript is spliced from 21 exons. Lineage: Eukaryota; Metazoa; Arthropoda; Insecta; Diptera; Culicidae.